Messenger RNA from Phoenix dactylifera (date palm), 1012 nucleotides. Its product is annotated as pathogen-related protein-like. The record is from RefSeq and is a predicted model, not a curated record. NCBI's taxonomy places the organism in Eukaryota, Viridiplantae, Streptophyta, Magnoliopsida, Arecales, Arecaceae.
CAGUUAUUGCUGCAUUAGCUCCUGCUCUUUUCGUUUCUUGGGAAAACCAUGGCCUCUUCCGCUGUUGAGGGAGAUAAGUAUCGCUCUUUUAUGUAUGGAGAAGGUGAGAAGAACACCCAAUGGAGGUCUGGUGCUCCUCCGAACUAUGAUGUUGUGGACAAGCUCUUUGAAGAAGGCCGAACUCAGGUAUGGCCGCUGGGAUCGAUUGAAGAAAAGGUAGAGCGGUUGGUGAAGACAUGGGAAAUGGAGAUAGUCCACAAGAUACGGCCUGAAGACUGCAAAAGCGUCAACCCCGAGAAGUUUAUUUUCAGCGUAAAUGGAAGAAAACCAAUAACACAUCAAGAUAUUGUUGAAAUGGGAGGAAGCUACAAUGCCUUCUUGCAAACCAACUUGCCUGAAGAUCGCCGAAUCUACAACCCAGCACAAGAGACGGCGGAGUCGUCGCAGAAGGCCUUCACCACAGCACUUCCUCGUGGCUUCGCCUUGGAAGUACUCCAAGUCUACAGUGGCCCCCCCACGAUCGUGUACAAGUUCCGGCACUGGGGUUACAUGGAGGGGCCAUUCAAAGGGCACGCCCCAACUGGGGAGAAGGCUGAAUUCUUCGGAAUGGCCAUUUUCCACGUUGAUGAAGAGAUGAGGAUUGAGAAGGUGGAGUUCUUUUACGAGCGUGGGGACUUUCUCGCCGCCUUCCUCAAAGGUGCACCAACGGACGGAGCGUCGUCAACUUCUUCCCGCUGCCCUUUCAUGGCAAAUAAAUAAAUUGGCAUAGCAAAAUAAAUAAAUAAAAACAGAAUAAAAUAGCAAGCCCAAGCCGGAUAGCUUCGAUCGUAUAUUUCCUUCUUUUUGCUUUCUUGUACCACGGUCUGGAAGUGUUGUAAGCGGUGAGGCCAUCCGCCCCACCGUAACCAUAUCAAGCGUCUUGUGGGUAUCGUCCCUGGUUGCGCGUGGUUGCGGUUAUCGUUGUUCUUGAUAUUUUUAUUGAAAAGGUCAGUCGUAUGGAGUGACUUAAAUA